CCUUCUCUCUCUCUCUCUCUCUCCAUCUCCCUUUACUUCCUCCACUCUUUCUAUCGCCAUCACAAGUCCCUUCUCUCGAACUUAAAUAAACUGCUAGGCUCUUAUAUAAUCUUGAGCUCCAUAUCGUCGAUUUUUCAUUCCACCAAUGGUCUCCCUCAACGCCAAACGCAAGUCCCCCGAGGACGACGCGUCCCACGACAUCAGAACGCCCACCGGCAGCCCUCCCAGUAAAAAGCUUCGGAUCACGCGCAGUCAAAAACAGGCCCUUAUUGACAACCUCCAGCUAGAAAUCACCGAACGCGCCCGCAAACUUCGCGCACAAUACGCCCUCCAGACCAAUGAUCUCCGUGCUCGCGUCGAACGUCGCAUCAACCGCAUCCCUAUCGCCCUGCGCAACGCCAACAUGGGUGAGCUGUGGGAGAAACACCAAUCCGCUCUCCGGGCGCAACAGGGGGCCACCUCGCCCAAGAAAUUGCUCAGCCCGGGCAAAGCGCCGCGGAAUGUGGCUGCCAUGACCAGCCCUGGAAAACAAAGAGCCCUGACGGCCAGCCCAGGCGCCCGUCGAGUCCGCAAACAAAGUCACGAGGGAGGCAUCUACUCUGACAAGGAAAACGCCCCGGCAACGGGCGGAUCUCUCGACGUCCUGAAGAACCCCAAGCGGCGCGGCAAGCCCGGCGCUGCGGGCGGUGCCUCGCGUGUUGUCUCACAGGAGGUCCGCGGGACCGACUACCGGAUCUUGUCGCCCAAAUCCAACAACUCCAGGACCUAUCCGCAAUCCCCGCUCCGGGCGUCCCCCGAAAAGCCCCAAAAUGCAUCCUACCUCUCCCGACCCAUGUCGCCGCUGAAGCCCUCCAGCCCACUCAAGUCGACCUCAGCCAGCAUGUCCGGGCCAGCAAGCGGCGCCCGUGCUCGAGCAACCCGGGGCGUCCCAUCCACGACCAGCAGCCGCCCCCCUUCGCAGGCCGCACGACCCGGCAGUCGCGCCGGCGCCACCUCCAGAGCGAUGCGCUCGCCGCUAUCCCGACCAGCCACCCGACAGCUCGAGCGCCGCGGCAGUGUCUCAUCCACCUCAUCCACCGCCACCGUCGCCAAGCCAACCAAGACAGGCACAGGUGCCCGCAAAGCCACCGCAGCGCCCGCCGUGAACUCCCCCGCCAAGAAGACCACAGUAGCUCGAAAUCAGGGCGCCUUAGCCGCAACCAAGAAAAACGCCGCAUCGACGACCCGGAAAGCGACCACAUCGACCACGGCCGACGCACCGGCAACCAAGCAACGUGCCCUGCGGAAGCGGGCUUGAAAUCAUUUUAUCUGUGACUUUUGAUCACUUUUUGCAAAUCGGCGUACUCAGGUUUCUACAGAUUAGGGGAGGUGACUAGGACUGGCGUUUUUAUACAGUUGCAUUUGUCGUCUAAGCUAUCGGUGCAUGUUGAUUUUCUU
Messenger RNA from Aspergillus candidus, 1437 nucleotides. RefSeq lists its product as uncharacterized. The record is from RefSeq and is a predicted model, not a curated record. Gene Ontology annotation, biological process: mitotic sister chromatid segregation. NCBI's taxonomy places the organism in Eukaryota, Fungi, Ascomycota, Eurotiomycetes, Eurotiales, Aspergillaceae. Gene Ontology annotation, cellular component: chromosome, centromeric region; chromosome passenger complex; spindle midzone. The transcript is spliced from 3 exons. The coding region runs from base 146 to 1297 and encodes 383 amino acids.